AUGUCCCUCAUACCCUAUGGUCCGGCCGAGUCGCGGGAAAUCGUCCUGCGCCACGGUUCUGCAGUCGUCGUAUACGACCAAAACUCGAGGCAGCUCUCCCUCCGUGACGCUUCGCACGCAACCAACAUCGACUCCACAUCAUGUCCCUUUUGUCACCGAGCCUACCGCCCACCCUCGCCACACGGCAGCGACGACAGCGACGAGCAUGAACACAAUGCGCCGGGCACGUCCACGGACAAUGGCUUUGUCAAUCCGGCAUACUUCCAGAUGCUCCGCCGCAGUCAGCCCACAUCUGCUGAGACGUCACGACCCCCGUCACCGCAUAAACAACUAGCUCCUGCGCCUUCGCGCAUGACUGGCUUUGGUGCACCUCCAAGGUCCGAGUUCAUAGCAAGCACGCCGGCUCAGCCACAGAGGAGCCAAGGUAUAUCAGCGCGGGCUUUUAGUCCGAAUUAUUUCAAGGAUUUCUUUAUAGAGGAGCGCGAGUUGGGCCGAGGGGGAAAAGGCGUCGUCCUGCUGGUGCAGCACCAGCUCGACGGGGUCAAGCUUGGCAAGUUUGCGUGCAAGCGCGUGCCAGUGGGCGACGACCACGAGUGGCUAGAGAAGGUAUUAGUCGAAGUCCAGCUCCUGCAAACCCUAUCGCACCAAAACCUGGUAUCAUACCGACAUGUGUGGCUCGAAGACUAUCAGAUUUCGAGCUUUGGACCGAGCGUGCCAUGCGCCUUCAUCCUGCAGCAGUACUGUAAUGGCGGAGACCUCCACAGCUACAUUCUCGAUUCGGCGAAAAAAUCAGUCACAAAGGAACAGAUGAAGGAAAGACUCCGGAGGAGAUCAAAAGGUCAGCUGGAAGAACCAGAGAACCUGCAUGGGCCGCGUAAGAUGCCUUUUGAAGAGAUUAUUUCUUUUUUCAAGGACAUCACAUCCGGCCUAAGCCACCUUCAUGCAAAUGGCUAUAUUCAUCGAGACCUGAAACCAAGUAACUGCCUACUCCACCAGACGGGGCGUAAAAUACGAGUCCUGGUCAGUGAUUUUGGCGAAGUACAGUCGAUGAACACGACGAGAAACUCGACUGGUGCUACUGGAACCAUUUCAUACUGUGCACCUGAAGUGCUCCGUCAGGAGCAACCAGGGGGCGCAUUCGGCAACUUUACCACCAAAUCCGACAUUUUUUCCCUUGGCAUGAUUGUUUAUUUCAUGUGCUUUGGAAGACUGCCGUAUCGGAACGCCGACGGCAUCGACGAGGACAGCGAAGAUCUUGAUGAGCUGAGGGCCGAAAUCUCGACGUGGACCGGCAUAGACGACGAGCAGCGCGUGCGCUCUGACUUGCCUGAGAAGCUGUACAGAUCACUCAAACGGCUUCUGGCCCUCGACCCCGACAAUCGUCCUGGCGCCGAAGAGAUUUUGCAAGUACUCAAGUCACCGCUGGUGUUCGACGAGUACGCUACAUAUGCCAACUCGCCCGCAGUUGACGAAUUCAGCCCUCGCAUAUCCCGUGCGGACACACCUAGUCCGGCUCCGACACAAGCGAAUAAAAAGCGUACCUCGGUCAACUAUGCCCGUCCUGGGCGAUCGAACCUCAGCGCCACGGUCAUGGACCGGUCACCCAGCCCACCAGAUACACCGGCGAUGCGGAGAGAAUCGUCUGGGGAUGGAGCCGUCAUUCUCAGAAGGAAAGUAGACCUUCGGCCUCCAUCAUCAUCAGCCGAAAGAACUCCGUCGCCGCAGCGGCUCAUGUUGCCCCCUCCACCACCAACUGACAUUGCGUCAAGAUUGUAUCGAGCAUCCGGGCACCCUGUGGCGCUUGGACUCACAAAAGUGGCUUUGUUUUGUGCAAAGGCGUUUAGUCUCCUUUCGCCCUGUCAGCCGUUUGCGGCCGAUGCUCGCGUUCUGUACCCGCUGCUCUGUCUAGCAUCGAUUGACUUCUUACACGUGAGCUGGGCUGGGCGGCUCAUGGGCAGAGACUUCAGUCUGGGUGGGCUAGGCGCGUCACUGGUGCUUUUGCUGGUGCACGUGAUUGUGCUGGGAACAACAUUGAGGUUAGACAAACUUUGUGAAAGGAGAGGGAUGGUCUGGGACGCCCUCUGAUGACAUGCGGCGCGAGUGCGGACUGGUGCAAGGCAUAAGCGGUGGGAUUGAUUCCAAUAUGAAUAUGCAUUACUAUAUCAUAGCGGCGAGAAAAAGCAAUCAACCAACUUCACUCUGCA
Molecule: messenger RNA, 2204 nt
Organism: Bipolaris maydis ATCC 48331
Lineage: Eukaryota; Fungi; Ascomycota; Dothideomycetes; Pleosporales; Pleosporaceae
Source: RefSeq, a predicted model, not a curated record